AACCCGUAUCUCAGAGCAAAGAUGGUUGAAGUUCUGAACUGCUGGAUGCCUCGUUCAAGUGGUUCUUCAUCUGCUACAUCUACUCUUUUUGAGGGGCAUCAGUUAUCGCUCGAGUAUCUUGUCAGGAAUUUACUGAAACUAUAUGUGGACAUUGAGUUCACGGGUUCACACACUCAGUUCUAUGACAAGUUCAAUAUUCGCCACAACAUUGCCGAGCUUUUGGAGUAUCUCUGGCAGGUGCCUAGUCACCGGAAUGCUUGGAGACGGGUAAAUUCUUAA
Messenger RNA from Camelina sativa (false flax), 279 nucleotides. NCBI's taxonomy places the organism in Eukaryota, Viridiplantae, Streptophyta, Magnoliopsida, Brassicales, Brassicaceae. The record is from RefSeq and is a predicted model, not a curated record.